Molecule: messenger RNA, 1989 nt
Organism: Linum tenue
Lineage: Eukaryota; Viridiplantae; Streptophyta; Magnoliopsida; Malpighiales; Linaceae
Source: the annotation of a GenBank genome assembly
CCAGACAAUUGUACUGAAAAGAUCUCCACUGGUCACUGGAUACGGAAGGCAAGCACAACAGCAACAACAAGGCCAUAACUCCAUAAGCACCGAAUUGUUAGCCUCGCACCUUAUCCCCCAUUCCCCAGCCUGCGCGUCCCAAAACCCAGAACUUCCACUUCUCCCCCAUCCCAUCAAUGGAACUCUCCCCUUCCCUCACCUCUCCCCUCCCCAGAUCAUCCGAAAUCUGCUUCUCUCAUUCCCUCUCGCCAUUCCCACUCCAAUUUCACUUACCCACUAAAAAAUUAUCUUCCCAGAAGGCCACCCGCGUCUUCGCCGUAGCACUAGAGUCACAGGAGCUCCCGCAGAACAGCCCCCAGCGGCUUCUCAAAGAGCUUCAAGAGCGGAAGAAAUUCACUUCCCCGAAGAAGAAACUCCCGCCUAAGCGCUUCAUCCUGAAACCCCCGCUCGACGACAAGAAGCUCGCCGAGAGGUUCCUCAACAGCCCUCAAUUGUCCCUGAAGCAGUUCCCUCUGCUGAGCUCUUGCCUGCCUUCUUCCCGUCUGAACAAUGCCGACAGGACUUGGAUGGACGAGUACCUGCUGGAGGCCAAGCAGGCUUUAGGGUACCCUUUGGAGCCGUCGGAAGGGCUCGCGGAUGAUAACCCAGCGAAGCAAUUUGACACCCUGCUGUAUUUGGCUUUCCAGCAUCCCAGCUGCGAGAGGACGAAUGCCAGGCAUGUGAGGUCAGGGCAUUCCAGGCUGUGGUUCUUGGGGCAGUAUGUGCUUGAAUUGGCCAUGUGUGAGUUUCUUUUGCAGAGGUAUCCCAGGGAGUCUCCUGGGCCGAUGAGGGAGAGGGUUUAUGGGUUGAUUGGGAAGAAGAAUAUGGCUAAGUGGAUUAAAGCUGCUAGCUUGCACAACUUGGUUUUCCCCUACGAUGAUAUUGAUAAGUUGAAGAGGAAUGAAAGAGAGCAGCCGGUCAAGUCAGUGUUCUGGGCUUUGUUUGGGGCAAUUUAUUUGUGUUUUGGGAUGCCAGAGGUGUACCGUGUUCUUUUUGAAGUGUUUGGGAUGGAUCUUGAAGCGGAGGAUUGCCAGCCAAAGUUAAGAAGACAACUUGAAGAUGUUGAUUAUGUUUCUGUUGAAUUUGAAGGAAACAAGCUGAGUUGGCAAGAUGUGGCUGCUUAUAAGGCAAGCUCUACCUUGCCUCCAGCAGAUGCACUGUUUGCACAUCCGAGGCUUUUCAGGGCGUGUGUUCCACCUGGUAUGCACAGGUUCAGGGGUAACUUAUGGGAUUACGAAAGCAGACCCCACGUUAUGCGCACCCUUGGAUAUCCCUUGAAGAUGACAGAUAGAAUUCCGGAUAUUACUGAAGCAAGGAACAUUGAACUCGGGCUUGGAUUGCAGCUUUGUUUCCUGCAUCCAUCAAAAUACAAGUUUGAACAUCCUCGAUUUUGCUACGAGAGAUUAGAGUAUGUCGGCCAAAAGAUUCAGGACAUUGUUAUGGCGGAGAGGCUGUUAAUGAAGCAUCUAGACGCUCCAGGGAAGUUCUUGGCGGAUAGGCACAGGAGGAUUCUGAUGAACAAGUUCUGUGGGAGGUAUUUAAGGGAGAAACGGCUGCACCAGUUCAUGGUCUAUGCCGAGCAGGUCCAAGACAGAUACGAGCAUAACCGGAGGAUGAAGAACCCAACCACCACCUCGGUUCAGCAAGCUCUCCAUGGUCUGUCAUACACCGUGUAUGGGAAACCAGACGUCAGGCGCCUCAUGUUUGAAGUCUUUGAUUUUGAGCAAAUUCAACCAAAACCUGUGGGAUGAUUUUUCUUUUACUCAAUUGUUUGUAUAUGGGUGUAGCAACCCAUUUCCCGCAUCUGGAUGUAGAGGCUUUAGAGUUUUUUUGACAGUGAAAUUGGAAUAUAUAUAUAGUCUGCUUUGACAACCAGGUUUAUGUAAAUACGAUAGUCAGAGCACACUGCGCAUUUGUUGUAUGCAAGUGUGUCAAUUUCGAAUAAGUGUU